Messenger RNA from Thermothielavioides terrestris NRRL 8126, 819 nucleotides. RefSeq lists its product as uncharacterized. The transcript has 2 exons. The record is from RefSeq and is a predicted model, not a curated record. The coding region runs from base 1 to 819 and encodes 272 amino acids. NCBI's taxonomy places the organism in Eukaryota, Fungi, Ascomycota, Sordariomycetes, Sordariales, Chaetomiaceae.
AUGGCAAAAUCCACCCCCGGUGCUCGGCUCCGUCGAGCAUUCCACUAUCCCUCCGACGAUGACGAUGCAUCACCUUCGUCCACUCCCGAAGUGCUCGAUGAGCAAGAACAAGAAACCCUCAUAGCGACCCUCGCCCAGCAAAACACCCACCGCAACGCCGCCUUCCACCGCCUGCUCUACGCCCUACCCGCCCUCUCGACCAUCCCAUUCCUGCUCGCCCUCUUUCUCCCCCAACACUCCCGACCUUCCGCCGGCACCACGACCACACCCCCAUCCCCAUCCCCAUCGCACCUCCUCUCCCUCCUCGGCCUGUCCUCCCUUCUUGCCACCGCCCUGACCCUCCACCGACUGGGCGUGACAGAGACGGGCUUCGCCUUUCUCGACCACCAGCAGCAGCAGCAGCACCACCACCACCACCACCACCACUACCGCCAUACCGCCACCGCGGCGAUGACACAACCGCGCCGGCGGCGCGCAGCCGGCAGCAGCAGUGCGGGCCUCCUCGGCUCCGCCGCCGACUACCCCGGCGCCAAGUCACCUCUCGCGCGGCACCUGCCGUGGCUGAACGUGGCGCUGGCGGCGCUGGCGCUGCUGACCGGCCUGUUGGAGGAGCGGGCGCGGACUGGGCAGGCCGUUGGCGGCGGUGGUGGUAAUGGCAGUGGUGGUGGUGGUGGUAGUAGUGCGGGGGUCAGUCCGGGGCUGCUGGGGGCGCUGCCCGGGGUGGUGUACGCGGUGGUCGUUGGGGCGAAGGUGGUCAUGGCUGGGGUAGAUCCUGAGAGGGAGUUGGGUGGGCUCAAGUAUGGGUAUAAGGGAGCGUAG